GGAGGUGCUGGACACCUUCUGGACCAAGACCGACACACAGGGCGUUCCCCUGAUUGAUCGUGCCAGGAUGGAGGAGAUCUGGAGGACGCAGCGCCAACAUCUGGACUGCAUCCAGGACCCCGCGGGAGUGGCACUCUACACUCAGACGGGCGAGAUCACCAAAGGUGGGGUGAAGCUCCCUGUCUACCGGUGCGCCAGGGGGUCCACAUCCCUGCAAUCGUUUCACCUGCACCUGUGGCGCUUUAUCCCAGGCACCUCUGCCAGCGACGUGCACUUCCAAGUGUACCUUCUGGAGGGCCUGGCGCGAUGGAACGAGGACAGGGGCAGAGCCUCCGUCAAGGAAGCCAACAUGUCAGCUGUGCGGUGCUCCAACGCCCAGCUGGUGGACAGUUUCAGCCACGAUACCCAGAUGUUCUUGGGCAAGACUCUGGUCGAGACCUACACCGUGCCCAGGGAGUACACAGGAGAGCUCAUCGGGGUGGAGUACCUGUACUCACAAACAGGGGCCGUGCUGCAGCAAGAUCUAGGAGACCCUGACGAAGAGGAGUCCUCUGAGGGUUUCGAGCAGGACGGUGAGGAGGGACUGGACGACAACGAUGAGGAGGAGCAGCCGGAGGAGAUCCGCCUGUUAAAAUACCACCACGCGUUCCUCCUCCAAGAGCGUGAGAAGGCCAACACUGAGAUGGAGCAGCAGCUGCAGGAGGAGGGGGAGGAGCAGGAGGAGGAGGAGAUCGUAGUCGGUCCGGACGGCCUCCCAGGUUACCAUCACGUCGUGGCGCUGGCUCUUGCCCUCGCCGAGCUCAGGCACCGGCCCUUUGUGUCCCAGAGGCAGGCCAACGACAUCAUUGCCCUGUGGCAGCGCUUGCCUGACAGGGACAAGCAGACGGUGUCCUUCCUGCCGCGUCAUCGGGACAGUACCGUCCCUGGUAAGGGGGCGGGAGCGGCGCAGUCUCCCAAGGUGAGCAGGUUAGUGGAGGCCCUCUUGCUGCAGCUGUGCCGGGCCCGAGAAGAUGAGGGCACAACGAUCGCUGGGGUCCGCGUUCAUCGUUGGGGCGGCGUUAUUAGGGAUUACAAAAUGAUCCGUGAAAAUGUAGUGACCUGUCACACCUUGAUGGCAAACACUCAUAUCGCCCUGUAUGAGGUGAACCAGCGGACCGUGUCAUCCUGGUACAAUGAACGCUCCAAGGCCGCAGCGAGGGAGACGCUGCAAUCAAGUGUAACAUCCCCCAGUGCCCCAAAGACAUCCGAGUCCCUUCCCACUGCCCAGAAUCUGCUGCCUGAGGCCGUACAGCCGGACCGGCCCAUGCAACACAACCUGUCCGCUGACGAGUCUGGUCUGGCAGUGACCUCCGUCGAGCGUGCCGGAACGUCGUUUUCCUCAGUUGACACCCUCUCAGCCGCCCCCGCCACCACCAGCCCCUCGUCCUCCGCCGCCGGUCCCUCCACCUCCUCCAGCUCGCACCCCGCCAGAACAGUCUCCCGUACGACGCUGUGGAGGUGGAAAGUACAACAGGAGAGAGCCCGAGUGGCCCAGGAAAAGGACAGUUCCGCGACCCCCAAGAAGGUCAGGCGUGUGUUCAACUGUAGCUACUGUGGCCAGCCAAAGACACGUAUGACUGGCCACAGCAGAUACAAGAAGGUGUCUUUCUGCUCCCAGUCUGAUGGCCGAACAGUGGAACAGUGGCACGCUGACAUGGUGCGUGAGGAGGAGGAGGCCUCUGCCCAGAACCGUCCUUCUACAAGUGGCACCUAAACAUGUGCAAGAGGCACUCACAACACACCUGGGUGCUUGUAAAUAGCUGUUGAAGUUUGUG
Molecule: messenger RNA, 1814 nt
Organism: Synchiropus splendidus (mandarinfish)
Lineage: Eukaryota; Metazoa; Chordata; Actinopteri; Syngnathiformes; Callionymidae
Exons: 6
Coding region: 68-1753 (561 amino acids)
Source: RefSeq, a predicted model, not a curated record